AUGGCGAAACUGUCUACCAUAGCCCAGCCAGACGAUGGUGGGCUGCGAGAGAGAAAGGCCGUCAAGGGAGUAGAGACAGUCAAGUCGUCUGCCAUGUCUGAGGACGAUGGUGAUGGCGAUGGCGAUGGCGAUGGCAGCGAAGCGAAGAAAAAGACCAUCGGCCGAACGCCAGACGGGACAGUCUUUACUGUCCCGCAUACUCGCGACAUGGUGUCCCAGCUGCUCUCUCCGUCCGAGCCAAAGAACCUGUCAGACAUCCUCGUCCUCUCCAUCAUCGGCCUGCACAUCAUCCUGCUCUACCUGCUGCCCUCCCACUUCCGCAUCCCCGUCUUCGCCGUCCUCUUCCUCUCCUGGCGCGCUGCCUACAAUAUCGGCAUAGGAUGGCUUCUGCACAUGCAGUCAAACCACUCGACCAUGGUCCUCUGGGCCCGCAAGACCAAGAUAUUCGUCAACCCCUCCACCGGCCAGAAUCCGCAUCCAAAACUAUACAGCUUCAUCAAACGCGAGCUCGAGACGAAGAUACCGGAAGACUACUCGUUUGAAGAUGCCCCGAUCGAAUACAACACCUGGCUGGUCUUCAGGAGGGUCGUCGACCUGAUUCUCAUGUGCGACUUUACCUCUUACUGCCUGUUUGCGAUCGCAUGUGGCGGGCGCCCUGCCGAAGAGAACUUUAUGGUCAUGACCCUUCGAUGGAUCGUCGGGAUGGGUCUCGUGCUGUUCAAUCUGUGGGUGAAGCUGGAUGCGCAUCGUGUCGUCAAGGAUUUCGCCUGGUACUGGGGUGAUUUCUUCUACUUGGUCGACCAGGAAUUGACUUUUGAUGGAGUGUUUGAGAUGGCACCGCAUCCCAUGUACUCUGUCGGUUAUGCUGGAUAUUACGGAAUCUCGCUCAUGGCAGCGAGCUACAAGGUGCUGUUCAUCUCUAUUCUCGCACACGCUGCGCAAUUUGCCUUCCUCGUACUGGUUGAGAACCCGCAUAUCGAAAAGACGUACAAUGCGCCUCCGCCGCGCAAGAGACUCGUUGAAUCCCACGCUGUCUCCGGUGAUGAAAAGUCAAGCCGUCGUCCAUCGGACAGCAGCGACACGACCCCGUCUCCAUCGCCAGUUACCUUGCCAUCGGCAACCCAUAACCUCGUGGGCGUCAAGAACCUCGACCUCCACCGCAUCACGGAUUCGUCGAUCAUCCUCAUUCAACUACUCUUCUUCGCACUCGCUAUGCUCACCCCGUCAACACCUAUAUAUCAAUUCUUCUUCGUCCUAAACGCUGCAAUCUGGCGACUCUGGUACUCCGUUGGAAUAGGCUAUAUUCUCAACCGCCAAUCCCACCGUCGAGCAUGGACCCGGCAUUUCGUCAAGUUCGGAGAGACCAAGGACGAAGCAUGGAACCAGUGGAAAGGUACAUAUCAUCUUAGCAUGACGUUGUGUUAUGCCAGCUUCAUCGCCGCCGCUUGGAAGAUGUACACCCUGCCCGAAAACUGGGGGUACGGUCUUGCUAUCCUAAAACACGUCCUGGGUGCAGGCCUGAUCGCACUGCAGAUCUGGACGUCGGUGAGCAUCUACGAAUCCCUAGGCGAAUUUGGCUGGUUCUUCGGUGACUUCUUCUUCGACGAGGCUCCCAAGUUGACGUAUAGCGGCAUCUAUCGAUUCCUAAACAACCCCGAGCGCGUCCUUGGUUUAGCAGGCGUCUGGGGCGCUGCGUUGAUCACCAGUAGUCGCGCCAUGAUCUUCCUCGCCCUAUUAAGUCAUACUCUAGGAAUCGCAUUCAUUCAACUGGUAGAGCGCCCUCACAUGCAGAAACUGUAUGGCCGCGGACUCCGACAGGACGCUGGGUUGGUACGUAGCAUCAAACGGUCGCUUCCGCCUUCGUUCAAACAACUGCACGGCAGCGUUGAUCGGAUCCUGGAUGAAUCAAUUGAGUUUGUCGAGGAGGUGCUUGACACCGCGCGCCCAAAGCUUGCCGCCGGCGUCACCACCUUUGUCAAGGAUACCAGUGAGCUAUUCCACAAAUAUCCCGCUCGCAUCACCAUCACUCGUCUUGAGCCCGAUCUUGCCGGCUACGAUAUGAACGACUACUCCCUCUGCGUUGACGGAAACGACUGUAUCGCCCAACCCGACGACGUAGAACACAAGUCCGAAGUCUUGGUUCUCGAAUACGGUUCUCCUAUCAAAGUUACCUGGACCGCGCCAUUGAACCAUAGCAAAAAGGACUGGGUCGGAUUAUACAUGAUUGGCCAAAAUUCAUCUCGCGAAGUCACCAAGGUCUCCUCCUGGGGUCGCUGGGUAGCUACCAAUGAAGGCUCAUUCGAUUCUCUCGUCAGUGAAAAGGGACUGAUUACCAGUGACGCCGUCGUUUCAAAACCCGACUCGUCCAAAAAGUCCGGCAAGUCAAGUAAAUCCAAUUCCCAUGAAGUGGCAUCCGGCCAGAUGGUGUUUGCCGGCGACAAGCUAUGGUGGACCCAGGGCGUGUUCGAAUUCCGCUACCACCAUAACGGCAAGCACAAUGUUAUGACUACCUCAAGGCCCUUCGAGAUCCGUAUUCCCAAGUUCGACGACGACCAAGUGCCCAGCCAGAUUCCUAGCGCUGGUAUUACUGGCGCUGGCCCACAUGGAUAUAUGACCACGGCAAUUGAAACGGCGUUGUUGCCUAUCGUGCAGAACUGCUUUGAUAGAGAUCCGGACAUCUCGCCGCAGACUGUCGAGGAGCCGUUCGGAUGGGAGGCAGAGAGCGACUCCAAGUUUGGAAUUGAAUUCGCGACUGAGGUUGUCAGGGCCGAUGGGAAUGUCCGAAACCUCGCGUGGAGAAUAUGCAAUGCAAAGAAAGUAUUGGCUCCAUAUAGCAUGACCAGAGCCAAUGGCGCCGCUACUCCAACUCGCGAAACCGAAACCGAAGAGAUGAAAUAG
Arthroderma uncinatum is the source of this 2898-nucleotide messenger RNA. RefSeq names its product phosphatidylethanolamine N-methyltransferase. Gene Ontology annotation, biological process: phosphatidylcholine biosynthetic process. Lineage: Eukaryota; Fungi; Ascomycota; Eurotiomycetes; Onygenales; Arthrodermataceae. The coding region runs from base 1 to 2898 and encodes 965 amino acids. The record is from RefSeq and is a predicted model, not a curated record. Gene Ontology annotation, molecular function: phosphatidylethanolamine N-methyltransferase activity. The transcript is spliced from 4 exons.